Chelonia mydas (Green sea turtle) is the source of this 3437-nucleotide messenger RNA. It is a transcript of the gene MARVELD2, whose product is annotated as MARVEL domain containing 2. Gene Ontology annotation, cellular component: apical plasma membrane; cytoplasmic vesicle; bicellular tight junction. The record is from RefSeq and is a predicted model, not a curated record. Bases 185 to 1930 code for a protein of 581 amino acids. The transcript is spliced from 7 exons. Lineage: Eukaryota; Metazoa; Chordata; Testudines; Cheloniidae. Gene Ontology annotation, biological process: bicellular tight junction assembly.
GUAAAGCACGGCUCAGGCAGGUUCCCUGGCCUCACCCGCCCCAUAGCAGUUGGGAUUUACUGCCCAAGGCUGGCGUGAGGACGGGUCCGUAGGUUUCUCGCUGCAGAGGGAGCCAGGCAGGCCGGGGAGCAGAGCGCUGCAGUUCAGCGCAAUUUACCGUGUCUGCCCCCAGGGCAAAUGGUGCAUGGACGGGCCAGGCCGAGCAGGGCGCAGGUGCCCGCGAGGCCCGGGCUGGAGGCGGGGCCGGCAGGUGUUCCUAGAACAGGAGAUCGAAUCACAAAUGUCUUCCAGAAGUGCGUUGUCGCAGCACAGAUCGAGGCAGCAUGGCAGAGCUACACAAUAUGAUGAAGUAUACGUGGAUUCCUCUUUUUUAGAAGAUACAGCAAGUCUGCCUCAAAGUUCACAAAAUGCUGAACUGCUACUGAGUGUGGAUGCCUUGCCAGCACCACCUCUCCCACUGCAACCACCUCUCGGCCCUGAAUUUUACCCAAGUGAUCAAGAAGAACCCCCUGAUCUCAAACCCGUCAGGCGGUUCAUUCCAGACUCCUGGAAGAACUUCUUCAAAGGGAGAAGAAAUAAUCCAGAAUUGGAUAAGCCAGCAUCAGAUAUAAAAUACACUUCUGGUGGAGUUGAGUGUUCUCCACCAGCGUCUCCAGUACAGCAAAGCCACAAGUCAGCUGCUAGUUCUUAUAAAGACCCAUAUGGAGGGUCAGGUGGAAGCUAUAAUUCACGCAAAGAAGCUGAAGCCAUGCUUACCCAAGAUCUUUAUUCCUCCCUAGAACGACAUACUCAAAUGGCUCUAACUUACAGUGAGAAAGUGGAAGCUUAUAAUCUGAGAUACUCCUACAUGAAAUCAUGGGCAGGUUUACUCAGAAUUCUGUGUGUCGUAGAGUUGCUUUUAGGUGCAGCUGUCUUUGCUUGUGUCACAGCCUAUAUACACAAAGAUAAUGAAUGGUACAACAUGUUUGGAUACUCACAGCCGUAUGGUUUUACAGCAAACAGUAUAUAUGGAGGCUAUUAUUAUAGUGGCCCCAAAACCCCUUUUAUACUUGUUGUAGCAGGCUUGGCUUGGUUAGUGACCAUAGCGCUUCUAGUGCUUGGCAUGUCAAUGUACUAUCGAACUAUUCUUCUGGACUCGAAUUGGUGGCCUUUAACUGAAUUUGGAAUUAAUGUUGCAUUAUUCAUUCUGUAUAUGGCUGCUGCGAUAGUCUAUGUGAAUGAUGCUAACCGAGGUGGACUCUGCUAUUACCAAUUAUUUAAAACACCAAUGAAUGCAUCAUUUUGCCGCAUAGAAGGGGGACAGACAGCAGCAAUGAUCUUUUUGUUUGUCACAGUGAUUGUCUAUCUUAUUAGUACAGUUGUUAGCCUAAAGCUAUGGAGACAUGAAGGAGCAAGGAGGCACAGAGAACGAAUGGAACAAGAGAUGAAAACACAAUCUUUUCUACCAAAAAGGAUGUAUGAAAGUGAAGACAGACCAAGAGAGGUCAAUUACAGGCAAUUUAAAUCGGUGGAAAUGAAACCUGAACUACUUAAUGGCCACAUACCAUCAGGGUACAUUCCUAAGCCUAUAGUGAUGCCAGACUACUUAGCGAAAUACCCAGCAAUUCAGACAGACGAUGAGCGAGAUCGCUAUAAAGCUGUGUUUAACGAUCAGUUUGCUGAAUAUAAAGAGCUCUCUGCUGAAGUUCAGGUGGUCCUAAAAAAAUUUGAUGAUUUGGAUGUAUUGGUGAGCAAGCUCUCUCUUCACCCUGGAAACACGCUGGAACAUGACAGAAUUUCAAAAGUUCUGCAAGAAUACAAAAAGAAGAAGAAUGAUCCUACAUUUCUGGAGAAAAAGGAACGUUGUGACUAUCUAAAGAACAAACUUUCUCACAUAAAACAAAGAAUUCAGGACUAUGAUAAAGUUAUGAAUUGGAACACACACAUAUAGUAUCACUCUAACUUUAUGUGGAAGCUACUUAGUAUAUUGAAAGAGAAAUGAUUUUUAAAUAUUCAAAAUUAUCAACUUCCUAAUGUGAAACUGAUUGCUUCCUCAAUCAAUGCCGAUAUGUAGUCUCUUUAAAUCUUGUGCAUUUCUGACCGGUUUUGUACGGAAUCAUAUUUUAAAUGCAAUAUAACAAAUAAGUUAACAAGCUGUUUUAUGGCAUCUACACUAAUUGUAUGUUUUAUUAAUAGAUAAAUGCCUAAGUCUGUCCCUUUUUAUGCAGUCAUAGGUAUGGUUAUUUUUACUCAUCUGUUCUCCCUUUCUUUUGUCUCUCUCUUUCCAUGUGUGCACCCUUUCCACCAGAUCUGGUUCUUCUAGAUCUAGUCAAGAAUCUGUGCAGUAGUGCUGUAACAACCUCCGAUAAUGACUUGGUGUAUUUCCUGUAUAGUUAGAGCCCUGCAAAUCUGCAGAUAUCCACUUCAUAUCUGCAGACCAUGUUUGCGGAUCAGAUGCAGGUACAAAAUUUGUAUCUGCAUAGGGCUCUACGUAUCGUAUUGGAAAAAACUGGGCUGUUUUUAUGGCCCUGAUUCAGCAGAGUAUUUAAGCACUUCAGUUCAAAUAAGUGAAACUGUUCAUUCAUGUCCUUACAUGCUCCACAGAAUCAGAGCCACUUGUUAGUCCUUGUCCCCUUUUUUCUCCCCAUUCUGAAGGUGGUUGCUUUCUAUGGGGUGAACCUACAGAUCUCUCAGAAACCACUGAGUGGUGUCUACCUGACAGGAAGGAGAGAAAUGUGGUACAAGCCUCCUUACUGUUUGAUCCUGAAUAUUUAUUUAGUGCUUAUAUCUUUCUUUUCUCAUGCAGAAGUUCUAAAGAAAGCAGUUGAAGUUUUGCCUGAAUAAGGACUGCAGAACAGGUCCUAUAUUAGCAACCAUAGCAUAGCUUAAUUCUGACCUCUGCCUUGCAGAGGUGAGGUAACUUAUUCACAUUCCUAAACCAUAGUAAUAUGGGAAUGAAGAGAUUAUUGAACUCAUGUCCAGUCUUGGCUAGUGCUGCUACGGAACUAGCACUCUCUACAAACCUCCCCUUGGUGACAUAGGUAGAACUGCAUGUGUUAAAUUAAGGGAAGAAAACACCCAGAAGAACAUGACUUUCUUGUUUUGAGAAAACUGGAGAGAGUAGCUGAUGCAGGUAAUUGUAAACACUAGGAGUCGAAUGUACAUAGUAAAUUUUAAACUUAAUUCUCAGUAUAAAACCUCCCAAAAAAGUUAUGGUACAUAAACCAUAAGCAUCUGAUGUAAAUCCAAGUGAAAUGUUUUUCACUGGUGAGACACAAGCCUCCAGAGAUUUAGCGUACCUUUAUACUAAACCUUACAAUGUCGUCUGAAUUUGUAAAUCUGUCUCGUAUCACAGUUGUAAAUAUACUUACAAACUUAUGCAAACAAUGUCAUCUUAUAUGAAUUUUAUCUUUGUAUGAACUUUUUUUUACUAAUUAAAAUACACUAAAAUUGUUAGU